Molecule: messenger RNA, 1486 nt
Organism: Closterium sp. NIES-67
Lineage: Eukaryota; Viridiplantae; Streptophyta; Zygnematophyceae; Desmidiales; Closteriaceae
Source: the annotation of a GenBank genome assembly
AUUCCCACGUCAUCCCUUCCUAGAUUCUAGAACAUCGCCGUCUUGGGCUCCGCUUUUCCCUCUUGUUUCGCACAUCCUAUGGACGACGACGAGCCUGUCCCGCAGCUGCUACGAUGCGAGGCUGUGCGACCUCGCAAACCAUCGCAGGACUCCCAAGCGACUGCUCCGGAAGACCGUGCGACUAACAGUCGCACAUUAGUGUCGCCUGAGUCGCCGUCCCUCUCUGACGACGAGAACUACGAGCUCGCGACGAUGCCUUCCGCGGACUCCGGAUGGUUCGGUCCCGCGCAGGUCCGCGCAAGGAUCCCUCCGCCACCCGUUUCCGCUAGGACUGGGGGAAAUGCGGGGGGAGCGGGGACAGCUGGCAACGGCGCGAGUGAAUCGCGCGGUUUCAACCGUUCGAUGUCGCAGCCGGCGAGAAAGCUCAACGCGAUCGACGGUCCGCGGAAAAUGUUGGUCGCGGGGAGACGGCCCAUGGCUGCCCCAGGCGCAGGCUCGGCAGGAUUUGUUGCAGGUAGAUUCAGCUCGGGAUCUGAAGGGUUGCCGACAGGUUCGGGCGGAGGCUCGGCAAGAGGAAUGGCCGUGCCUGGUGGUGGGAUGUCCCUGCCGCAGCAGCCGCAGCAGCCGCCGCAGCCGCAGCAACCGCCGCAGCAGCCUCCGUCGCAGGCGGGGUUUCCGCAGCGCCCCCCUCCGCAGCGGAUGCAUCGGCGCAUGAUGUCCGCGUCGCGCGCGGAGACGCGCACAUGGGAGGUGCUGGAUGUGAGCCAGGAGCAGCCGCAGGUGCAGCACGUGCAGAUGCAGCGACUGUUGAUCACGCAGGAGCAACACCACCAGCAACAGCAGUACCAGCAGCAACAGCAGUACUACCAGCAGCAGCAGCAGCAUUACCAGCGGCAGGCGUCCCUCCCGGUAAUGGAUUCAGCCAAUCAGCGACGGCUUCAGAAGGCCACUACGGCGCCGCCUGUGAGACCAGGGAUGAUCGACGGUGCUGCCUCCGCUGCUGGCGCUGGGCGCGGCGGAGGAGGCGCAAACCACGCGCAGAGAUUCGUGCCGCAGCAACACCUCCCCCCUGCGCAGGUGCCCGCCCACCAGCACCAGUUGCGCCCGCAGCAGGCGUCUCCGCAACCCCCCGCUGGGCACCCGCCAGCACUCAAUCCGCGCGGCCCCCCUCCCCCGAUGCGGGGGCACCGCCCGCGGAUGCGCUCUAUGGGGCAACUGGCGGAGCUUCUCCCCGCAGACAGAGGGGGAUUUGGGGGCGCAGGGGGCGGGGGGGGGGAAGCGGGGGAGGAGGGGGAAGCGGCGGAGAUGGGGGUUGGGGAAGCGGUGCUGAGACGAGUAACGGUCAGGUGUAUUUAAGAUCCAACACCGGCUCUGGGCGGGCGUUCUUUAGGUCGAAUAGUGGCAGUGGUAACAAAGUCGACGGUCUUCCGCCCGUUGCCACGUCACGGCCGCCUCGCGCGCUGAGGAGGGUCAGCAGCGAGUGGGG